Messenger RNA from Drosophila ananassae, 3825 nucleotides. RefSeq names its product serum response factor homolog A-like. The transcript has a single exon. NCBI's taxonomy places the organism in Eukaryota, Metazoa, Arthropoda, Insecta, Diptera, Drosophilidae. The record is from RefSeq and is a predicted model, not a curated record. The coding region runs from base 1 to 552 and encodes 183 amino acids.
AUGGGCUGGAACUAUGGAUCCUGGCGCCUCGAUGAUUUUAACCUCAAGCAGCAGCACCAACAGCAGCAACAUCAUCCCCAGCAGCAUCGCAAGUCUCAGCCUUUUAGCUUUUAUGCACGCGACUACUACUACCAACAGCAACAGCAGCAGCAGCAACAGCAACAACAACACAGUUCCCUAAGCAACGGCAGCAUGCGACAUCAGCAACAGCACAGACGACACCAGCAGGAGCAGCAACUACAGUCGAUCAUCAUUGACGAGAGCGACGACAAUGAUAUAGAUGAGGAGCAUCAGCAGCAGAUGAGGCUGAAUUUCGAACGCUAUAUGGAGCAGCUGAAGCAGUUCGCGCCCUACGAUCACCAAGAAACUUUGUGCAAUAGCAACACCAAUAAUAGUAACACAAACAAAAACAAUAACAGCAGCAACAACAGCGAUCCCACAAAUGCCAAUCAAAUGGAAGCUACUACAACUACUACUAAUAGUAACGAUAAUGCUAAUAAUAAUAAUAGUUAUGCUAACAGUACUAGGAAUUACAACAAAAGGCAGCCGUAAGCAGAAGCAACAAGGAGAAGCAACAUGCAACAACAACCAAUUGAUACUCAAAGAAACAAUUUUACCGAAUAAGAUCCUUGAAACAAUGUUGAAACAGUUUAUGGGUAAGCCAAAUUAAUUUGUCAAUUAUGUAGGCGAAAAGGAGGAAUCAAGCCAGCUGCGUAGAAACGAAAAAGGAAUCUAAUGCUGAUCUGUGCAGGAAGCAACAUACAUAUAUUGUCAUGGUUUCAACUAGAUACGGAUGUUGCAGUUGCAACCGUCGCACAAGCCCACAUCCACACGCACUUUAUACCGUAUAGUAAGAGAAUUUAUUCUUAAUGAAAUUUUAAUUGUAAAGCUAAAAGGGUUUCCAAGGCAGCUAGGACGAGGGUUGAUAAUAAUCUGGAAAGUAAAAUUAAAGAAGAAAAAAGGUUUUAAUAAGUAGCACUCAAAUAUUUACAAGUAAAAAACAAGAGAAGAUACUAUAAAGUAUACUAAUUGUAUUUCAACAACUACUCCUAUGUGGAAUUACAAAUUUUACAAACAAUUAAAAUCGUUGGACCUGUCAGACAUUUGUGCCAAAAUCUCUCUUGGUGGUAGUGCCAACAUCCUUGGCUGCACUCCCUCUCUUUGCACCUGUUCGUUGUUGCAUUUAACACUAAUAUGUGCACUCAGACACUCACAAACAUACGCACACAAACACCCACAAAGAAAACACACACUAACCCACCCCGAAGCCACUCUGAUACUCUAGAAAAGUUAGGAGCGAACUUUGAAGACAUUUUAAACAAGAGAUUUCUAUGCUGCUAACCAUUUAAAUGUUUUAAAUAAAUGUAUAAUUAAUUACGAUUACGAUAAUUGUCGUUUUGGUGUUAAAAACACGAACACAACAACCCAACCAGAAUAACAAAAAGAAUAACAAGAAAUGUAAAAUAGUAUAACAGAAGUAUACAGUUUAAUCAAUAUUUAUAACGAAGAGACAAGUAAUAAUAUUCAAUUGAAAUUUCUCUGCAUACAUGUAUCUAUAUCUAUGAUGUACAAAUCUGUGCGUUUGUCGAUGAUAAUGGACCUUUGAAGACAUGCCCUAAUCUUAGAAAUGCAGUUUUAAACUAAUCUAAUCCGAGCUAAACUAAUUCGCUGAUUACGGAUACUAAACUAAUGUUAAUUUAUUUACAACCAUUUUUAAAAAGUGUGCGAAUGAGUCUCGAACAGAGCGAUUGUGGUUGAUCCAAUCCGAUCUGAUGUAUUAUAGUUAGCGAGCGAUCCUCACCGAUCCAGAUCCAGUUGGAUCAGUGCAUGUGGCCGAGUUUGUUAUCCAGUCUAUAAAAAAAAUCUAUUAAAGACGCAGUUAAGGCGUGAGUUAAUCUUAAUUUUUACAGACUCCUCUUACGGUGUAAAUAUGAUUGAUGAUUCUCCCACGAUUUCUGCUAGUUAAUGUACAUUUAAAACAGUUUUUUUUAUAAUUUGUUGUUGUAAAUUGAUUGCCAAAUCCCGAAAUAUUGGUGCGCACACAAACACACAGACAUAUGCAUCUAUGCAAAAAAAAAAAGAAAUAAGAAAACUAAAAAAUAAAACACAAAAAAAAGCGAACACGCAACACACGUCUAUUUGCCUAAAGAAUUAAUGCAUAAUUCUAUUAAAUAUAUAUAGUUACAUAUAGUUAUAUACACAUAUAUUCAUAAUAUUUAUUUGUUCUACUUUUUAACAUGAAAUGUUUAGUAAUUAAAUUUACAUUAUUAAUAAUUCUACAUGAAAUACUGCCCCUGACUUAAUGUUUGUUUAAUGUUUAUUUUUAACGCUGUUUUGUUAAACAAAAAUUUAAGAAAUUUAUCUAUAUAUGAUGUGAUAACUAUAGUAAAACUAAAAACCACACUCAUACACACAUACACACCCACAAAAACACACAUACACACACACACACAUUACAAAUUGAAAUUAUGUUAAUUAAGCAGGAGAAUAGAGAGAGUUGAAGUUUUUAUAAAAACGCAAGAAAGUAAUCAUUAAUUUGUGUGGUAUGCAAAAUGGUGCUAAAUCCAAAUAUACUUUAAAGUAUAAUGAGUAGGACGAGAAGGGAGAAAUACAAAGGGAGUGGGAAUGGAGCAAAACCAGCAAAAGGAGAAGACAGCUUUCUUUGAAUCGUAUCGUAUGUGCAAUAUGACUAGUUUUCGUUUAAGGAACAGGAAGUUGACGAGACCACGCAAAAGCAAACCAUUUAAAUUAUUCAUAGCAAAAUAAAUGAAGAAAAAAAAACACAAAAAACAAAAAUAAUAAAUUGGAAAAAUAUGUGUAAAUAGAGAGCGGUGCUGGACCCACAUUUAAAUAUGUUUGUGGUAAGCGCCAUUUAGAUAUUCUCCAAAUUUCACAAAAUGGGGUAAAACAAGGAUAUAUGAAUGCAAAUAUAUGGGGGAAAACACCGCUAGAAAACUAAAUAAAUGUUAGCAUAUCACUAUAAAUAUGAUUAUAAAUAAAUAUAAAAAUCUGAUAUAGCAGCAGACAAAAGAGCAGUUAGUUAAUGAGAACUUUUCGCUACAAUUUCUGUGUCUAUUUACAAAUAAUUGUCAUAAAGCUUAUCAAUUAUCGAACACACCACCCACACCCCACCACCCACAAUCCACAACCAAACACAUACACAAGCCCACAAAAUACACUGUCUUAUUUAUUUUUGUGCCUUUUUGAACCGUUUUGACUUCUGCCCUUGAUUUGGAUUUUGACUUUGACUUUGUUUAACCAAUUUUAACAGCAUUUUUGCAGUCGAUGAAGAGAUGUUGAAGUUUUAAUUUUAAUGACGUGCUAGUUUCAAUGUAAACUUAGUUUAAUCUAAUUUUUGUAUUAAUAAAUGCAAUACAAACUAUUUUUAGUUUUAUUUAUAAACAAAACAACAACAGCGGCAGCAACAACAAGAAAGUUAAAAACAAAAAUAUAUAAAAUAGAAAAGCGCAGAAAAAAAAAUGGAAUCAGUUUAAUUAACGUUAAGCAAAUUGAAGCAAGUCCACAAAAUGCUUGCAGCAUUUGUUACAAUUUAUAUAUAUACAUAUAAAUAUAUAUUACAAUAUUUUUUAAAACGAUUUUUAAUAAACAUUCUAUCUAUUAUGGCAGCCUUUCAAUGAAAGAGAUUGAAUUACUAAAAAAAUAUAAACCGUAAUAAAACAUAUAUAACAUUAACUGAAGAACAGGCAGACGAACCAAUCUCACACCCAGAAACCCUCACUGACAGACGCAACACACACACACGAUUUAAACAAAAACAAAAGAAUCAAAACUAAAUCAAAUAAAUUGAAUUUUAUGGAAACAAAA